Messenger RNA from Malaya genurostris, 733 nucleotides. RefSeq lists its product as uncharacterized. The record is from RefSeq and is a predicted model, not a curated record. The coding region runs from base 146 to 733 and encodes 195 amino acids. The transcript is spliced from 2 exons. Lineage: Eukaryota; Metazoa; Arthropoda; Insecta; Diptera; Culicidae.
UCUUGACAAUUAUUUCUGUGAUUGGGACUCGUAUUACUGUCCAAAUCGUGUUUAUAUUAAGAAUUGCUUCAUCAAACUCUUUUCAAUUUAGUUCUAAGAACCAUUCUUACAGGACAGAGAAAGUUAGGUUUUAUUUUAGAGAAAAAUGACAUCUUCAAGCCGAAAACGUCAAUCUACUAUUACAACAUAUGAGCAGAGAAGACGGCGAAAUCUGCGUUUGGGAUACUCGUUAUUGAUGUCCUUGCAUGGGCGUGCUCACGAAUCAUUAUUGCGAGAUGUUAACAAUAAUCAGCCUUCACACGACACUGUUUCUGACGAUAGACGAUAUUUAAUUGGAGCAAUAAUUUACAAAACUUUGCCAGUAGCUGAUGAAGGUGCGCAGUAUGCUAUACACGUGUUCGAGAAACAUAAGGUUCAAAUUCGUCGCACAGAAUUAGAAGCUCAAGCACUAGAACGAAUCGAGCGCGAAUAUUCUACUGGGGUCAUAGGAAAAAAGACAUUCAUCAGCAAUCUGUUCUUGAUCCAGAAGUAUGUACCGGUCCAUUACGCUAGCUACUGUAUUGACCAAACGGACGGACAAUCAAAAGGCACGAACGAUAAGCGCUUCCAAGUCAAUCUUCAUUUUCGAAGAAAGUACAUUUCUAUUUUAAAACAUGGUUAUUAUCCCACUGAAGAACACGAAGGAAUAGAAAUCAAAACAUUUCGAUCUUUUGCUUCUUUGAAUGUUUUCUAA